Molecule: messenger RNA, 1933 nt
Organism: Patella vulgata (common limpet)
Lineage: Eukaryota; Metazoa; Mollusca; Gastropoda; Patellidae
Exons: 4
Coding region: 390-1049 (219 amino acids)
Source: RefSeq, a predicted model, not a curated record
CUUACCCACAUCACGUAUAAGAGUAAACGAAGCGAUCUAAGAUAAUAAUGUGUGUAUUGUACUCUAGCUUCAAGUAGACUUUAAGUCGAUCUAUAUUUAACAAUAAGAGUUAAACAAUAUUGAUCAUGGGACAAUAAGUAUGUAUUUACUAAUUCCGAGAUAAACAAGUGGGAAUAAUACCCUGUAUUACACGCUUAGAUUAACGCUAGAACGAGGCAACUUAGGUAACCUAGCGACGUUGUCAUCACGUGAUAGCAAGUGUCCCCUGUGACAGUGUAUUGAGCGUAUAACGGUAGUUUCAUUGUUAUAUAUUAGUAGAUAUAGAAAGUUUUAUUAGGUAGAUAAUAAUAAUGUUGAUGGUGUUAGUAAUCACAUCAUAAAGAAUCAAAAUGACAUCUUUGCCAAAAAUAACUCCAGCCAGCACACCUGUACCGGUACCUUUGACAAGGAGUAGAACAUGUUCUCUCCCUCAACCAAUCAGUCGAUCUCACACAUCAGUAUCUAUUUAUGGUCCCUACCCUCCAGCAAAUCUGUCCAAUCAGUGGGAUUAUAUUCAAACUCCUGCGAGGAUUAAUCCAAUUGGUCCCCUGUUGCCACGGAAACGUAUUAAUGACAGCUGGGAAACGAUUCCGCAACAUUACCACAAUGAUUGUAGACGUAUUUUAAUGCAGCAACGUGAACAUGAACGAUAUCAUUCGGCCUGGUCAAAAGCCUUUUAUGGAAAUCCUGCUGAAAGAGAAUCAUACAACAAACAUUUCCGAGAAGUAUUAAAACAACAGAUGACAGAUCAAGAUUUGUGGAAACGGCGCCAUCUGGUGGAAAAAGUACAGGAAAGUGAACGAGCUGUAGAGUAUGAUCGACAAUGUUUACAAAAAGAUUCUGAAGAUCAAAGUAAUAAAUUCAGUUAUUUAAAAAGAUUCCGAGACGACAACAAAAUGUUGAUGGAGAAGCAGUGGGAUUUAUUAAAACAGAAACGUACGGUGGAAAAUUUAUAUGAUCGCGAAAUAAUGAGAUAUAAUCCAAUCAACUGGAGCUGUACAUUAAAAUAAGGAGCUCAUAUAUCUGUACAGGGACAGCAAUAUAACGGCAACGUCUACAGAUUAAAUCUGCAUUAUAGUGUGUUCCCAAUACUACAUAGAAGAGCCUCACAACAAUUUUGUUGGUAUUUGUACCAACACCUGCCUUAUACUGAAACCACGUUUGUUGUGCAAAUAUGUCUAUCAUAUUGGAAGUCCCAGUGUUGUAACAAGACUUUUCAUUGGAUGUUAACAGACGCUGAAGGCUUUCAAGCCAUUAAUGUAAAAAUGAACUUAAUCAAACUGUGCAUUAUAUUAUAUACAAUAUUUAGUUAUUUAUUAAAUGUGGAUGUGCAUGAUAUCUUUUCAGAGUUGCAUUUUGUAUUCUUUUGGGACAAGGACAAUGAAAAAAUGCUUGUUCACUUUUGUAUAUGUUUUUUUCGUGAAUGUAACAAGCAUUUAAAACUUUUUAUUCCAAACCUGUGAUUAACUUUGUCAGUAUUAUCAUAUCACAGUAAAAUAACCAAAUAUAUUUCAAAUAGAAAAACUAACUGAAUUUAGACCUUCACAAUACAAAAAGCUAUUGGAUUUUGUUGAUCUAACGUGUUAUUCGUUUCAUAACAGAAACUCACAAUCAAUUAUAUCUACAGACGUAAAAUUUUGAACAACACUAGAUUGUCAUCUCACAAAACAAAUCAAUACGUUGAGAAUUUAUUUUUGGCCAAGAUCAAAAAGGAAUAAGCAUGAAUUAAGAAUCAAAAUGUUUGAUUUUUUUCAUAGGAAAUGACAUGGAAUAAUUUACAGGAACAAUGGAAAUUUAAUUAUUAAAACUAUUAGAAGCCUAAUGUAACUUCUCAUUUUAAAACUGGGACACAAAAUAAAAUCAAAAUAUUUGUUUAUUUAUUUAAAUAUAUGUA